GGCGGCGGCGGCGGCGGCGGGGCGGGGGCGGCCUGGGACGCGGCGGGAGCAUGGAGCCGCGCGCCGGCUGCCGGCUGCCCGUGCGGGUGGAGCAGGUCGUCAACGGCGCGCUGGUGGUCACCGUGAGCUGCGGGGAGCGCAGCUUCGCCGGGAUCCUGCUGGACUGCACGAAGAAGUCCGGCCUCUUUGGGCUACCUCCCUCGGCUCCACUGCCCCAGGCCGAUGACACCCCCGCCAGCAGCAGCCGUGGCCAGGCCCCCGAGGAGGGGGAAGCAGAGGUGAUGCAGCUGGGGCCCGACUCCCCGCCUCCUCCCCAAGGGGUCCAGUCCCCUGAGACAGCUGGCCCUGAGCCACCCCCGCCCCUCAUACCGCCGCUGCCCGCCGGAAGCCUGCCCCCAUACCCACCGUACUUCGAAGGCGCCCCCUUCCCUCACCCGCUGUGGCUCCGGAACACGUACAAGCAGUGGGUGCCUCAGCCACCGCCCAGGACCAUCAAGCGCACCCGGCGGCGUCUGUCCCGCAACCGAGAUCCGGGGCGCCUCAUCCUGAGCACCAUCCGCCUGCGGCCACGCCAGGUGCUGUGUGAGAAGUGCAAGAGCACGCUGAGCCCCCCGGAGGCCAGCCCUGGACCCCCGUCCGCACCCAGGGCCCGCAGGAGGCUGGGCAGUGGCCCAGACAGGGAGCUCCACAAGCCGGAGGAGCCGGAGAGCAGUGACCCUGUGGCUGCAGCCACCACCAGGAGGAGCAAGAGGGAGAGGCGGGAGGAGGACAGGGCCCCUGCCGAGCAGGUGCCCCGCAGCCCGGUCAUUAAGAUCUCCUACAGCACGCCCCAGGGCAAGGGCGAGGUGGUCAAGAUCCCCUCCCGUGUGCACGGCUCUCUGGAGCCCUUCUGCCCCCAGCAGGCCCCAGAGGAUGAGGGCAGCCAGGACCCCGAGGUGCCAGACAGAGAGCCCCGGGACCGGCCGCCCGGCGUACCCUCGGCCUCCAUCCCCAAGCUGAAACUGACGCGGCCUGUGCUGCCCAGCACGGACCUACCGCCCCCCAAGAUCCGCCUGAAGCCCCACCGCCUGGGGGACAGUGAGCACGAGCCCGUGUACCGUGCCGAGCUGGUGGAGGAGCUGAAUGGGUGCCCACGGGCCAGCUCGCCCAUGCCCUGUGCGGACGGCCCUGCCACUGGGCUGGCAGACUUGUCUUCCGGAAGUUCGGGUGAGGACGACGACCUCAAGAGCUGUCCCCAAGGUCCACAGGGACGCGGUGGCCUGGCUUUUCUUGUCAGCUGCCCGGAGGGGAGAGCGGACUGUGCCAGUGAGUUGGCGUGCAGCAGCGACAGCCUGGACGAGGCCAGAUCAUCCGGCUCAGAAGGGACGCCUGCAGACGCAGGCGACCUGUCGCCCAGCCACGGCGCGUCGGCGCCUUCCUCGUCCAGAGAGGUUCGCCCAACGGUGCCGCCCCUGACGGUGCGGCUGCACACGCAGAGCGUGUCCGAGUGCAUCACAGAGGACGGCAGGACUGUGGCCGUGGGGGACAUCGUGUGGGGUAAGAUCCAUGGUUUUCCUUGGUGGCCGGCGCGUGUUCUCGGCAUCAGCCUUGGCCAGAAGGAGGAUGGUGAGCCCUCUUGGCGAGAAGCGAAGGUCUCGUGGUUUGGUUCUCCGACUACGUCAUUCUUGUCUAUUUCAAAACUCUCCCCUUUCUCUGAAUUUUUCAAACUGAGAUUUAACCGUAAGAAGAAGGGGAUGUAUCGGAAAGCUAUAACCGAGGCUGCCAAUGCCGCGAGACACGUGGCCCCGGAAAUCAGGGAGCUCUUAACCCAGUUUGAAACGUAACUGGUUCCCUGACCAGGGGACGCCUCCACGGUUCGCAGUGUGUUUACGACCUGCAGCCUCCCCACAGGCCCGUUACAACAUGUCCCCCCUCGGAAAGAAGCCACGCAGCUUUCAGCGCCGCUCUCCACCCCAGGCCUCAGCAGUGCCUCGCCUGCUCUGUCUCUGGGAAGCUCCCCGUUCUGGUGUUCCGUGUGACAUGCGAUUGUGUGUGAGAUAUGGUUGUGUGUGACAUGCCUUCCAUGUGACGUGUGGUUGUGUGUGAUUUAUGAUUGUAUGUAACACGUUCCAUGUGAUCUGUGUGACGUGUGUGAUAUGGUUGUGUGUAACAUGGGAUCGUGUGCUGUGUGGUUGUGUGUGAGAUGCGACUGUGUAUGACGUGCAUCCCGUGUCACGUGCGGUUGUGUGUGAUGCACCAUCAUGUGUAACAUGGGAUCCGUGUGAUGUGCGGUUGUGUGAUGCACCAUCAUGUGUAACAUGGGAUCCGUGUGAUGUGCGGUUGUGUUUGAUGCACCAUCGUGUGUAACAUGGGAUCCGUGUGCUGUGCAGUCGUGUGUGGCGUGUCUGGCUUCCUUCGCCAAGCACGGCUCUUUCCCAAUGCACCCGUGUUGGAGUGUGUGUCGGUGCCCCAUUCCUUUCUAUGUUGAAUGAUGCUCCCCACGUAGGUGAGCACACGGCGUCUGUCCAUCUGUCAGUCUGUGGACGUGCGGGCUGUCUGCCUUUUGGCUGCUGUGCAUAAGCUGCCGUGAACUUCCGUGCAGUCUCUGUGUGGCUGUGCGUUUUCGCUUCUCUUGGGCUCACCCUGGGGUGGAACCCCUGGGUCCUGUGGGUCGUGAUCACGUGCGUCAUCUUCAGGAAGGUGCCAGGUUGUGCUCUGCAGUCCCAGGCAAGUGGAUGUGGUCCAGCUGUCAGCUUCAGCCUGAAGAGCAGGUGCUGAACUUCCUGGUGUCUUGGGGGGGCCCUGCUCCACCCUGGUAGACCAGCACCCCACCCACCAGAGCAGCUGGGGAGAGGGCAGUGGGCAUGGUGGGGACUCCAAAUGGGAUGCACGCGGACCCUGGGGAGGCCCAGCCUGGGCAUCCGGGCAGCCAGGGUGUCUCCAAGCAGUGACUGCCCACGGGGUGAGUAGGGCCCCACCACCCCAUCAAAGUGUGUCCCACUAUGGCUGGAGAGGAAACCAACAAGGGCUUGAAGCCCAUUCCCGCAGCCUGUCCUCUGCCCAGGCAGCCUGGCAUUCAGCAGUGGGGUCCCGGAAGCCCCGGUGCCAGGCAGAUGUGCUCUGGCAGGCACAAGCCGGGUGUCCCUGAAGGCAGUACUUGCCUUAGUGUUUCCGCCUCACCUGCUCCCUGGACAUGCCCUCAGCAUUUGUGGCCCCAAGGCAUCUCUGGAUGGGCACAAGCACACAGGGGCCCAGCGCAGGGGGGUCUGCACCAGCCAGCACUGUCCUUACAGGCCCUGGUGUGUCCUCUGGGCCUGCAGUUUUAUUCUGCAUGGCUUGGUUUCUGCAGGAAGGGGAGCAAAGUAUUCCUUUCUCUUCCAGCAAAUGUUCUGAGCUGUCACAUUGGCGUGAUCGAAGCCCCUGCUAAUUGGCGCAUUUUCCUCCAGCCACUGCAGGCUGAGUUCCAGGGGAAGCUGCCUUUCUGUCUCAUACUCCGCACUUCUCCCCUGAAAUGUUUCAUGUGUUAAAUUCCAACUUCAGUCACGUUAGCUCUAAAGUGGGCUAAUCAUUUAGCUUGAUUGUUGAACUGAAUUUGGCUCUGAGAUUUUUAAAUAAGAAAAAGAAAAUUCUAUCAAACUCUAUGUUAAGACAGAUGCUACAGUUGAUUCUCACAAGAAAAUGUAUUUCUUUCUCUAGGGAUUUGUGGCUGGGUUCACCUUUAUGGAGCGUAGAAAUCAUCACCCACCAGGGCAGUAUGUAGAAUGUUAGGCAGAUGUUAAAUAUUGAUGUAGAAACUCAAAAUACUUUGUCUCUUUCCAGAAAUGAGCUUUUUGGUUUAAUUACUUUGGAUGUAACGACUGUGAAAACAAAACACGUGUGCGUUUUGAAUGGAAAGAUUUUGGCUAAGGAGGAAUUUCAGAUCCUCAGAGCUGGGGAUGGAGCAUGCUGGGCCUGUCUUAGAGUGGGGCUGCUGAUGCUGACACACGUGUGCCAUGGUGGACCCAUGCGUGUGCGCGUGCCGUGUGGAUGCCGAAAUGUUCCUUCCUUGCAGGGCCACCUCCGGAGGUAUUCACUGCGGUGGCUGUACCUGGCCACAGAGCCAGGGGCUGUGGCGGCCCAGGUGGCCCACGCUGCCGCAGGACAGAGGCCAGCACUGCUCCCCUGUUGCAGCAGGCAUGGGCUGCAUGCCUGCUGGCAAGGGGCUGGGCUGGCUGAGCUGGGGCCAACUGCCCUGUCCCUGGGGCAUCUGCAGUGCUCCCUGUGUGGGGAGCAUUUUGGUAGCAUGGGGAUAAUUUUUUUCAUAAUUAAUAGUUUGUUUUAAAAAAGCAAAUAGACUUUAUUUUGGAGAGCAGUUUUUGGUUUACAGAGCCGGGAGCAGGUAGCAGGGAGAGUUUCCUGCAUCCCCACCUACAGUGCCCAUCAUGCCCACCAUUGGCACUGGCACUGGUGCCAGUCCAUGGCCUGUUAGGAAGCUGGCCACACAGCAGCAGGUGAGCGCGGCAGGCAGGUGUCCCCACCCGAGUGCUGCCUCCCGUCAGGUCAGCAGCAGCGUUAAAGUCUCAUGGAGCAGAAGCCCUUCUGGGAACUGCCCAUGCCGGGGAGCUGGGCUUCCAGCUCGUCAGGAGGAUCUACUGCCUGGGGGUCUGCAGCGGGAGAGUUUCAUCCCCAGAUCAUCCCCCAGCCUCUGGUCUGUAGAAAAAACGUCUUUCAUAAAACUGGUCCCUGGUGCCAAAAACGCUGGGGAGCGCUGCUGUAGACCUGUGAGUUCUGACAAACGCGUGAUGCAUGUGUCCCCCAUCACGGCGUCAUAUUGAAUAACUUCACUGCCCUAAAAAUCCCUGCACUCCACUAUUCAUUACUGAUUUACGUGGACAGAAACAUGUACCGAGGAAAACAGUCGUAGUGAAACAGACGUCAGAAUAUCAACGAGGCAGACGUGUGGGGUGGCUGUGGAUGCGUUACAUGUUGCUCUGGAUGAUACGGCCCAGCGCCCAGAGCCCCUGAGGUUUAGAGGCUGAGGUGAGCAUGGACAGUCUAAAAAUCCUGCAGCCACCACAAAGUGACACAGAAACGUCUGUGUUUUCUAUUAGAGCCAAGGCCCUGGAAUGGCUGUCGCUCCUCACGGGAGGAAAUGGCAGAUUUCAGUUUGAGCUUCGUAAGAUAGAGACGCUGCUUUUCCUUGUCCAAGUUCACAGCCCCCAGGCAUGAAGAAACCCCGCUCCAGAAAGCUUGUGCAGAAAAGGAACGUGAGCCAACAGGGACUUCAAAUGCGUUUUCAAAACAAGGUGCGUUGUUUUCAACAUCUCCACCAUUACAAGUGGUCACGUAGGCUUCUGACGGCUCUGUGUGCACAGCCAAUUCCAAGCGAAUCCAAUUAUCUCACACCGACAGAAAACAGAUUAAUCAGGAGAAGUGGAUUCGACUUUGCAAAAGGAGGUGUAAUUAAUGCCCAGCCACACGCCGGGCACGACGGCUGCAUUUCAGUGUCUUCCUGUGACUGGGGGAGUAACUGCUCAAGAGCUGGGAGAACGCAGUGGAACAAGCAGCGUGCAGGUGCCUUGGGGGUCCGGCAAGUGGCAGGGGGCGCUGCUGGCCUAAAAAGUUAGCUCAGGUGUGCCACGAUCACCAUCAUCAUCAUCAUCAUCACACCAUCACUAUC
Messenger RNA from Sapajus apella (tufted capuchin), 5638 nucleotides. RefSeq names its product PWWP domain containing 2B (gene PWWP2B). Bases 51 to 1823 code for a protein of 590 amino acids. NCBI's taxonomy places the organism in Eukaryota, Metazoa, Chordata, Mammalia, Primates, Cebidae. Gene Ontology annotation, cellular component: nucleus; nucleoplasm. The transcript has 3 exons. The record is from RefSeq and is a predicted model, not a curated record.